UUGGCCACAACAUGAGGGAAAUAUAGCGGUAUGCCUAAAAUGCGACCAAAUGGCUGUCAUCGCUUUUUAUGACAGAUGUUUUGCGUGAUCUGUCUGCUUUGUUAAUUUGUGCGCGAGUAAAGGCGGAAGUAAAGUUCUUAUCUCGAGUCUCUCGUUGUGAGGUGCCACGCGUUUUUGUCAACGUCGACAUCGUCGUUUGUAACAGCGCCCGUUCAAGGAAAUCCAUAGUGAGAGAAAAAAACAGAGUGAGAGAGCGAAGCACGGAAAGAAAGAGAACACGCUUCGUCAAAUGUCUUGCGGACGAAGUGGUUAGAUAUCUCCCUGGGGGAAAGCGAAAUAAAGAAGAAGAGAGAGAAGCAGAGUGAGAGGGAAAGCGAGAGCAAAAGCGAAAGAAAGAGACAAAAAUACAGAUAGACUCGGAGCCAGCUGGUCCUGUGGGUAAAGCCCAUCGUGGGCUAAACGAGGAAUUAUUCGCUGGUGUCGAUUGGUGGUAUUGGUGAAUAAAUAAAUAAUAUCACUUGAUCAGUUAACAGUCGUACGUCGAGCUAUCGAGAAUGGCAAAAACGUAUGACUAUUUAUUCAAAUUGCUGCUGAUCGGUGACUCCGGCGUGGGCAAGACUUGUGUGCUAUUUCGUUUUUCUGAAGACGCGUUCAACACGACCUUCAUCUCCACUAUUGGUAUUGACUUUAAGAUUCGCACUAUUGAAUUGGAUGGCAAGAAAAUUAAACUGCAGAUAUGGGAUACUGCUGGACAAGAAAGGUUUCGUACCAUUACCACGGCUUACUAUCGUGGAGCAAUGGGUAUCAUGUUGGUGUAUGAUGUCACAAAUGACAAAAGUUUUGAAAACAUUAAGAAUUGGAUUCGAAACAUAGAGGAGAAUGCAUCUGCAGAUGUGGAAAAAAUGUUGUUAGGUAAUAAGUGCGAGCUUACGGACAAGAGACAAGUUACUAAGGAAAGGGGCGAGCAAUUAGCUGUUGAAUAUGGCAUUAAAUUUAUGGAAACCUCGGCUAAAUCUAGUAUCAAUGUGGAAGAGGCUUUUUAUACCUUGGCUCGUGAUAUCAAAGCAAAAAUGGAAAAGAAAUUGAAGGAGGCAUCGAAUCCACCGAAAGGAGGUGGUCAUCAGUUGAAAGCUUUGGAACCACAGAGGAAACCACCCAGUUGGCUCGCUCGUUGUACUGUACUCUGACCCCCCAAAUAUACGCAACUGUACAACGAGGAGCAUCUAUUUACUAUCAUUAUUUACUUAUGUUCAUUUCGUCAAACAAAUCGGGUGUUUUGUGAAACUUUUCACAUCCCAAUCGUUGAGUUUAGUGGGUUUACUCCUUGAUAAUGAAAUAUACCCGUCGUACUAAAAGCUCGGAAAUUAUCCACAUAAAUGCAUUGUUUGCCGAAAAAACCCUCGGAGGAGAAAGUAUUAGAAUUUUUUAUUUUAUUAUAUAAGAAGCGUAUUGUUUUAGUUAAUACAUAACGAUUAGAAUUUGCUGCUCGCUCUAAUCUUGUUAAAUUCGAAAUGAUUGAAUAGAUUCAUGCGACAGUUUUGAUAAGUAAGCCAAUCGGGAUCUUUGAUAGGUACCCUUAUUUAUAUUUUAUUGUAUCAUUAAAGGAAAUUUAUGAAA
Molecule: messenger RNA, 1617 nt
Organism: Odontomachus brunneus
Lineage: Eukaryota; Metazoa; Arthropoda; Insecta; Hymenoptera; Formicidae
Gene: Rab8
Product: ras-related protein Rab-8A
Exons: 5
Coding region: 555-1187 (210 amino acids)
Biological process (GO): protein localization to plasma membrane; protein secretion; Golgi vesicle fusion to target membrane
Cellular component (GO): trans-Golgi network transport vesicle; plasma membrane; endosome
Molecular function (GO): GTP binding; GTPase activity
Source: RefSeq, a predicted model, not a curated record